Caenorhabditis remanei is the source of this 1017-nucleotide messenger RNA. RefSeq lists its product as uncharacterized. Lineage: Eukaryota; Metazoa; Nematoda; Chromadorea; Rhabditida; Rhabditidae. Gene Ontology annotation, biological process: lipid metabolic process. The record is from RefSeq and is a predicted model, not a curated record. Bases 1 to 1017 code for a protein of 338 amino acids. The transcript is spliced from 8 exons.
AUGCUGAAAUCCUUGGUUAUUUUGAGUGUUGGCGUGUUGGCAGUGUGCCAAGCCCUCCAAUCGUGUGAAGAUUGUUUGAAAAGUGGAAAUCAUUUCUGCGCCGACACGAAACUUUGCAAUAGUCCAGUGUGUUUGAACUCGAUUACGCACAUCAUCAACUGUCCACGCGCCCCCAAUGCCACUUAUGAUGACAACGAGGCACGUACCAAAUGGUUGCCCCUUUUUGGAGCAAGUGCCACAGGACCCGUACAAGCACAAAAGUGUUUUGACAACAACUGGCCAACGAUGAAACUCUCCAAACACAUCCUUGUCAAUUGCAGUGAUCCGAGCCCAAUUCUUCCAUUAACCACAUGCGCCAUGCUUACCGCCGUUGACACCACCCAAAAAGUGUUGGUCAUGUCGUUCCGUGCGACGAACACCGGCACUCAGUUGGAGGAGAUUCUCAACUAUUUUGUGGCGAAGAAACCGUUUUUCGACAGUGGAUACGUUUUCGAGUUCUUCUACGAUGCGUAUGUGGCACUUUGGAAAGGGGGACUGGAACAGGAGAUGAGAAAUUUAAAGUACAAGUAUCCGGAUUAUGAAGUUUGGGUCACCGGUCACUCCCUGGGAGCCGCGUUAGCGUCUGUAGGAGCUUCUUGGGUGGUCAAAGCUGGUCUUUUCAAGCCAGACAACAUCAAACUCCUUACUGCUGGACAACCACGUACCGGAGACUACGCUUACUCGUUGUGGCAUCAGAAUACGUUCGCCUACUCAUUCCGUGUCGUUCACGCUCACGAUAUUGUGCCCCAUGUGCCCUUCCAAUACGAGUUGGUUGAUCACGACAAGAUGUAUCAUCAUAGAACUGAGAUUUGGUACAACAAUGACAUGUCGGUCGGCUCCACCUACCAUGUCUGUCAAGAGGCCGAUGGCUUCUAUUGCUCCAGCCAGAACGCCGAUUUGAGCUGGAACGACCACACCCACUAUUUCAACACCGAUUUGGAUGGUUACGGUAACCAAGGGUGCCCGAAGAAGCAAUAA